Anolis sagrei ordinatus is the source of this 1436-nucleotide messenger RNA. It is a transcript of the gene CGGBP1, whose product is annotated as CGG triplet repeat binding protein 1. Gene Ontology annotation, cellular component: nucleus. Gene Ontology annotation, biological process: regulation of transcription by RNA polymerase II. Gene Ontology annotation, molecular function: double-stranded DNA binding; zinc ion binding. The record is from RefSeq and is a predicted model, not a curated record. NCBI's taxonomy places the organism in Eukaryota, Metazoa, Chordata, Lepidosauria, Squamata, Anolidae.
AGAAACAGCCCCCUUUCCCUUCAGACCGCGCCAGUCCGCCUGUCUGGCAAGGUGGCUCCGCGGAGGCUGUUGUCUGUCGGGGGGCUUGAGGAGGGGAAGCGCGUCGGGCCAAGCUAGGCCGCAGCGGAGCCUCGGCCGGGAUCAAGCGCGGCGCUGGCUGGAGGACGAGUGAGGAAUGCAGAUGUUGUGCCUUUAAUGGAAGGUGAUUCCUGUGGGAUUCCUGAGCUUUUCCCCGUCUCACCCAUGGAGUCCUGGAUGGAGUGUAACAGCUUACUGAAGACAACCAUGGAUCGGUUUGACGUGAAGCCGCCUCCUUCUCGGAGCCGCUCCAAGACUGCUUUGUACGUGACGCCUCAGGACCGCGUCACGGAGUUUGGCAGCGAACUGUACGAAGACGGGGGAAAGCUGUAUUGCACUUUCUGCAACGUGGUCUUGAACCACGUCCGCAAGUCUGCCAUCAACGACCACCUCAAAUCCAAGACUCACACCAAGCGCAAGGGGGAGUUUGAAGAGCAAACUGUGCGGAAGAAGCCAAGGACCCUGACGGCCUCUCUGCAGUGCAACAGCGCGCCCCAAAUAGAGAAACCCAACGUCGUCCACGACUUUGUAAAAAUGUUUCUGGAGGCCAGCAUUCCUCUUGAGAAGGCCGACCACCCUGCUGUGCGAGCAUUCCUCUCCCGCCACGUGAAGAACGGGAACUCCGUCCCCAAGGCAGAGCAGCUCAGGAAGGCCUACCUGCCUGAUGGGUUUACAAAUCAGCUGAUCAAAUCUGAAGACCACUGAGGAGCAGCCCUGGGCUCUAGGUGUGGAGUAUUGCAGUUGCAUAACCGUGGUGUGGUUUAUUUUUAUAUUCAUGCGCUUGCAGUGUUGCAUCAUGGUUUCUGUAUUGUAAAAAAAGACUACCUGUUGCAGAAUGCAAUGGUGUUUCAGAAACAGUUGGUGUUACAGGAACGUUGCUUCAAAACUGUGGUUAGAAGGAUGGCAAAAUGAUGCCAUAUUGCUCAGUUUGUGCAGAAGUGUACUAAAUGAACAGUGUACAACAAUUCUCCGAACCCUUCUACAACUGGAACGUACUCACACCAAACAAUAUAAUGUAUACACAUACUUUCCACAUUAUUCCCAUAUUCUUGGUGUAAAUUUACGAUUCUGUGACUUGGUGGUGUUCAGUUUGACUUAAGAGUGGAUAUAAGUCAACGUUUAUAAAAGGUUAGACCCUUGAAGUACGCCUCACAGAGUCAGCAGAUCCUCGAAACCUCAAUAUAUUUUCUCUAUUAUGUUACAUGUCUUUAUAAUUUAGGAAUGCUGUGCUAAUCUUGUAGGCUCAAUUUCCUUUUUGGAUUUUUUUGGAAGGUGAGAAUAUAAAUGAAACUGAAUGCAUUUCUAGUUUGGAUAAUGGGUUUCUUUUUAUGAAUAGUAAACAUCUAGUUCCUUUAAUU